GGUCUUCUCUUUUUCCGAUCUUAGUGUACAAAAACCCAAACCCCUUCUCCACCCUCGCUUUCUCUCUGUCCCUCUCUGAGAUCUCGAUCCCGCAAAUGGCCACCACCAACGCCAUCUCCACCGCCUCCAUCUUCCGACAUACCCACCGUCAGGAAGGAUUGAGGAGGAAGGGGUGGGUGGGGCAGGUGCCGUUGCGUUUGGUUCGCGGCAAUGGAUGGCAGAGGAUGGUGGUGCGUGCGGCGGCGAAAGACAUUGCAUUUGAUCAGAACUCGAGGCGUUCUCUGCAGGCGGGUGUGGAGAAGCUUGCUGAUGCCGUUGGGGUCACUCUCGGGCCUAGAGGGAGAAAUGUGGUUUUGGAUGAAUUUGGAAGCCCAAAAGUGGUCAAUGAUGGAGUUACGAUUGCCCGUGCUAUUGAGCUUGCACAUCCGAUGGAGAAUGCUGGGGCAGCCUUGAUCCGAGAGGUUGCCAGCAAGACCAAUGACUCAGCUGGUGAUGGGACCACAACCGCGUCAGUUCUUGCACGCGAAAUCAUCAAGCUCGGCUUACUGAGUGUUGCAUCUGGUGCAAACCCUGUAUCCUUAAAGAAGGGAAUUGACAAGACUGUACAGGGCCUGGUGGAAGAGCUUGAAAUAAGGGCUCGACCUGUCAAAGGGCGUGGUGAUAUUAAAGCCGUUGCUUCUGUUUCGGCUGGCAAUGAUGAGUUUAUUGGAAAUAUGAUAGCUGAUGCCAUAGAUAAAGUUGGUCCUGAUGGUGUUCUGUCUAUUGAGUCUUCUUCCUCAUUUGAGACUAGUGUAGAUGUUGAAGAAGGGAUGGAGAUUGACAAAGGAUAUAUCUCUCCACAAUUCGCCAACAAUACUGAGAAAAUGCUUGUUGAAUUUGAAAAUGCCAGAGUCCUAGUGACUGAUCAGAAAAUUUCUUCGGUAAAGGAAAUCAUUCCUCUGUUGGAAAAGGCCGCACAACUUAGAUCUCCUUUGCUUAUCAUUGCUGAGGAUGUUGCCGGUGAGGCUUUGGCAACCCUUGUUGUGAAUAAGCUCCGUGGUAUCCUUAAUGUUUGUGCUAUCAAAGCUCCAGGCUUUGGUGACAGACGGAAGGCCCUUCUUCAAGAUAUUGCAAUUAUGACAGGAGCUGAGUUCCAAGCGAAGGAUCUUGGUUUAUUGAUUGAGAAUGUGUCAGAUGAACAGCUUGGCACAGCUAGGAAGGUCACCAUAUCUCAGAACUCUACAACCAUUAUCGCUGAUGAGGCUACCAAAGAUGCAAUCCAGGCCAGAAUCACGCAGAUUAAGAAGGAACUUGCUGAAACAGACUCUGUGUACGACUCUGAGAAGCUAGCAGAGAGGAUUGCCAAACUCUCUGGUGGUGUGGCAGUCAUCAAAGUUGGUGCAGCAACAGAGACAGAACUCGAAGAUCGGAAGCUCCGAGUUGAGGAUGCAAAGAAUGCAACCUUCGCUGCCAUUGAGGAAGGCAUUGUUCCCGGUGGCGGUGCAGCAUAUGUUCACCUCUCAACUUGUGUUCCUUCUAUUAAAGCCACACUCGAAGAUGAUGACGAACGUCUAGGCGCUGACAUUAUUCAAAAAGCACUUGUUGCACCAGCAGCCUUGAUUGCACGCAAUGCCGGUGUGGAAGGAGAAGUUGUUGUCGAGAAGAUCAAGGAGAACCAGUGGGAGGUUGGUUACAAUGCAAUGACCGAUAAAUAUGAAAACCUCGUUGAAUCUGGUGUGAUCGAUCCUGCCAAGGUUGCCCGAUGCGCAUUGCAGAACUCGGCCUCUGUUGCAGGAAUGGUCCUGACAACACAAGCAAUUGUUGUCGAGAAGCCGAAGCGGAAAGCUCCUGUGGCUGCUCCUCCCCAAGGUCUUACUGUUUAAUUAUUCACAGCAGCAACCAUUACUUCAUCUUUUUAAGAUUUUGAAUUAUGAAUUCAAAGAUGAUGGUUUGGUUGAGAUUGUGGGAAAUUUUCUUCAUGUUGUAGUGUUGUAAUGCUCUGUUUAUGUAGACAAUGCUACCUUUAUAAAUUAUGCUGAAUAACUUUGUUAUAACUUUUA
Dioscorea cayenensis subsp. rotundata (Guinea yam) is the source of this 2039-nucleotide messenger RNA. RefSeq names its product ruBisCO large subunit-binding protein subunit alpha-like. The transcript is spliced from 8 exons. The coding region runs from base 96 to 1862 and encodes 588 amino acids. NCBI's taxonomy places the organism in Eukaryota, Viridiplantae, Streptophyta, Magnoliopsida, Dioscoreales, Dioscoreaceae. Gene Ontology annotation, molecular function: ATP binding; ATP-dependent protein folding chaperone. The record is from RefSeq and is a predicted model, not a curated record. Gene Ontology annotation, biological process: protein refolding.